This is a messenger RNA of Mollisia scopiformis, 1624 nucleotides long. RefSeq lists its product as uncharacterized. The coding region runs from base 8 to 1624 and encodes 538 amino acids. The record is from RefSeq and is a predicted model, not a curated record. NCBI's taxonomy places the organism in Eukaryota, Fungi, Ascomycota, Leotiomycetes, Helotiales, Mollisiaceae. The transcript is spliced from 2 exons.
CAUAGCUAUGUCUUCGACCGAAAUCUCUGAGCCAGAGCAGCAGUCGAUCUCGACACAAACGCCACCCGACUCGCACCAUCACCAGUUAUCGAAAGCAGAUUCUCUCCUCAAAACCAUAUGCGAAGUUCUCCGCGAAGCAGAGCAACACCAUCCGCAUGAUGUGAACGAGCCAUCACCUGGAUUGUUCAAAGCUGCGAUCGACCUCGCUUGGGAGACGAUUCACGAUCCAUCAUUUAAAUCUGCUUAUGGAAAUGAUCCAGCUGCAGAGCCCUUGUUUACCCAACUGCGGUGUACCCUGAAGCACAUCCGGUUCACCUUCUCUCGCGAGACUCAACUCUAUGUCCACGACGACGUGCUCCGUGGACAUUAUGCAUUCCUACCCAGCUGUUUAGCUCUGGAACAGAUACGAACGUUGCUGCUGGCACUCCAAAUGUCGACUCGACACAUAAAGGCUAUUUCGAAGGAUACUUUCGAAGAAGAGCUACACGUGCUCAAAGCGAGGCACAAGUCUGCUGUGGCCUCGCUCAUCAAAGAUCCCUUACUUGCCUGGCAAAAUUUCCGAACUCGUCUGAGAUAUGGUGGUGACAAUGCUUCCUUCCCAGAACUCCGCGAUGUCGUUCGUUACCUCGACCUGAAUCUGCAUGCAGAUGCGGUAGUCGAUGCCUUGUACGGCAGCUGCGUGUUGUUCAAGCUGCAUGAAGUUGCCGUGAAUCAUCUGUCCCGGGCGGAGAGAUUGGGAUUUCCAUGUCGCAUGACUGUCGAUGCGGUUGAAAACGCGGUCGCCUUCCUGGACAUAUACGCUCGCAGCACGCCUAGCCACAAAACUCCGCCGUUAUACCACAGCCAUCGGUACCAGUACUAUGCGUACUUCCUUAAAGCUCAAACUCCCGAUCAUAUACUUCUGCCAAUAUUUGAGGACGUGGGAGCAACGGCGCUGAUCGCAAUGAGGGGCGUCCCGAUUGGCCUUGUCGGUGCGCACCCGGACACCAAAUGGGUGGACGGAUUUUAUCAAACCCCUUUGGAGUUCUGGUACCACGAUGUCAAUCAUUCGCGGCGAAUGUUCCAGUUUUUCAAAGAACAUGCCUUGGCUGCAAAAAUUGAUUUGGAAGCGUUGGCUGAAGACUCGCACAAUUUCAUCAAGCACGAAGUUCUACCGCUUAUUACGAUCAAGAAAAUCGACUCCGGACGGAGUCAAGAGGAACAAGCGGAUGCUGAAGAUGAUUUGCUUCGAGAUGUUCCACGAGGAUGCCCAAGUGGCUGUGAAGAGCUCGACCGAGAAGGCACUGUUGCGUGCCCCAAACACUCUCACCCCAUUCGAGCACAUCCUGGAUGGCGAAACACGAGUCAUCUUGCAGGAAACUUCUAUGAUGUGCCAGACGAUCGCCAAGAAUACAUUUGCAUUACAGAUUUCAGAACGCAGAAGAAUGUUGCUGCAGCAGGAAACAUCAUGGCAGAGAAGCUUGGUCUCAAUGUUGGACCCGAGAUCAAUGCAGCUUAUGCGCACAAUGACGCUGGUCUUCCUGAUGAUUUUCAUAUGGAGGUGGAAAAGUUCAUGGUGGAGAACCCAUCUUUGAUGGUGCCACUGAGCACAGCGCUUGAACGGAGGGAAGAAGCGGAUACAUAG